UGCACCGAGGCGGCAUUUUUCUUUGCGUUUCCUCGUCGCAUCUGCCUCCCUUCCCGCUCACCCUUCCCAACAGCAAUCGGCCGGCCAGCACCCCAGACAACCCUGCACCGAAUGGCGGCCGCUACAGUCGAACAGGUUCUCCAGGCCCUGCACGCCUUCUUCUUCCCCGACGGCGACGAUGCCAAGCUCAAAGAGGCCAGCCGCUGGCUCGAAGACUUCCAGAAGACGUCGGCGGCGUGGACCAUCGCCGAUCAGCUAAUCAGAUCAGAGACCGUUGGUCCUGAGCCCCGGAUCUUUGCCGCGCAGACCUUUCGCCAGAAGGUCAUGUAUGACCUGAUCGAUCUGGAUGCCAGCUCGCGGAUGUCGCUGAGAGACUCGCUGGUCAACCUUCUGCCCCAAUUCUCGAGCGGGCCAAAAAGCAUCAAGACCCAACUCUGCCUGGCCCUCGCCGACCUCGCUAUCCAGACCUCGAGCUGGGAAGAUCCCGUCAACCAGAUGAUUGUGCUCCUCGGCAAAGACCCCAAGACAGUCGGGAUCCUGCUCGAGUUUUUGAGGAUCCUGCCUGAGGAAACGAACGGGAACCAGAGGAUUCCAAUCGAUAAAACCGAUCUGGAGGCGCGCGCGGACCAGAUUCUGCGAAAGAACUCACAGCAAGUUCUCCAGAUGAUCAUCACGUACCUGGUUGCCCCAGGAGUAACGACCGAGAUCCAAAUCGACUGCUUCGACGUUCUGUGGUCGUGGCUUCGGUUUGGCGACAUCCAGGUCGCGCUUCUGGCCGAAACGCCGAUAAUCAAUAUGUGCUUCGAUGCUCUCAAGUCGGACGAUCUGUUCGAGGUGGCCGUGGACUGCUCGACGGAGAUCAUUCGCCAGGCGGGCCAGCAAAAGAACGCCACGAUCAUCAACAUGAUCUAUCCCCGGCUACUCCCUCUCCAAGGGUUUCUGCGCGAGAGCCUCGACGAUGGCGAGAUUGUCCGCGGCAUUUGCCGGAUCUUCACCGAGGCUGGCGAGUCCUUCGUCGACUUGGUCCUCGACAACUUUGAAGCCUUCCAGGGGAUCGUCGAAGGCUUGCUACAGUGCGCAAACUACGAUGACCUCGAUAUCGUCAAGAUCACCUUCAACUUUUGGUUCAUGGUGGCCGAUGGGCUCGAAAGCCGUCCAGAGAAGGCUCCUCUGUUCUUGAACGUCUAUCGUCAGCUGAUCGACAUCAUCAUCAAGCAUCUCCGGUACCCGGAAGACAUGUCCAGUGUCACGGGCGAAGAGAAGGACCAGUUCCGAGACUUCCGCCACUACAUGGGCGAUGUGUUGAAGGACUGUGUCUCGGUCGUCGGGCAGGAAGAAGCUCUGGGCCGCGCCUGCCUCAAGAUCCAGGAGACGCUGUCGACUCCGGCCAACCUGGUGAAAUGGCAGGAUGUGGAGGCGCCGCUGUUUUCGCUGCGUGCCAUGGGCCGGAAAAUCAGCAACGACGAGUCCCGAGUGCUGCCGCAGAUCAUGGGUCUCUUGCAGAAUCUGCCGGACCAUCCCAAGAUCCAAUACGCAGCCAUCCUCGUCAUUGGACGAUACGCCGGCUGGACACGCAUGCACCCCGAGUACAUCAAUUAUCAGAUCUCGUUCAUCUCCAAGGGCUUUGAGAAUCCCGCGGACGAAGACACCACUGCCGCUGCCGCGCUGGCCAUGAAGUAUCUCUGUGAAGAAUGUGGACCGCUUCUGGUCAACUUUUUGCCUCAACUCCACCCCUUCUACGUGAAGGUGAUCGACGUCUUGCACCGUGAAGAUCGACGAGAGCUCACCGAAGCCAUCGCAUAUAUUGUCAACUCUGUGCCGAUUGAGGAGAUGCUCAAGGCUCUGCAAGCCUUCUGUCUCCCUCUUGCUCAGCAGCUUCACGAAAUCGCAAUCAAAGGCAAACCUGCCGACCAUCAGCACGAGGUCGAUGCUGUGAACAAGGCUAUUGAGAUCCUUGAUCAAGUUGCCAUCUUCAUCAAGUGCGUGCGUCCCAAGACUAUUCCCACUGGCACCAACCCUCCAAACGUACAGUUUAUCCACGACAUGUGGCCCAUCUUUGAGCUGCUGCUGAGCAACUUUGCCGACAGCACACUUGGCGAUGCGAUCGCCAGAUGCUUCCGAUACAGCAUCGAGUCCUGCCGGGGUGGACUCACGAGCCUGCUCCCGCAAAUGCUCGCCAAGAUCAACGCUGCCUUCGAGCAGACCGGCCGUCCGUGCUACCUGUGGAGUGUCCUGCAGUUUGUCAAGGAGUACGCCAGCGACACGACUGACAACGGCAAGCUUGUGUUUUCGGCUGUGGAGCACAUGACGGGCUUGAUGCUUCGCCUGAUCCAGAGCACCAAGCAGCAGGAUAUGAAUCCCGAUGCUAUCCAGGAUUUCUUCAUUCUCAUCACCCGCACGCUGGAGCGAUCACCAGUCCUUGCAACCCAGUCCGCUAUCCAGCCCGCGAUCUUCCAGUGUGGGCUAUCCUUCCUCAGCAUGGAGGAGCCUGACUGUCUGCAGAAGGUCCUGGCGUACUUUUAUGAGCUCUUCAAGGCCUCGACGUCGUCGUCGCCCAUUGUGGUCGAACGUAUCCAGCAAAUCGGCCGUGAACAGGGACUGCCACUGGUCGGAAUGCUGUUCGAGGGGCUCUUUUUCCAUUUCCCGCGGGAGCGGUUCAUUGUGGCAGAGAUUGGCCCGAUCCUCAAGUUCAUUUACCAGAUGAUGCCCGAACAAACUGUGGCAUUCAUCUCCAACCUCAUAGGGCAGCUGCCUGACCCCCAACUCUCUCUCCAAGACCGCCAGGCGUUCGUGAAGAAGGUCGAGAUCGCACUUGGCGAGCGCGAUCCCCGCAAGCUUUCCAGCGUCCUGAAUGACUUUUCGGCCCAGUAUCGGCGCCGAAACCUGGUCCACAACCGAGCCAGUCAACGCACCGAGUCCGUAUGAGAGACAUAUCUGCGAUAGCGAUGGCAAUUGUGCUGAGUUGGCGGCGAGUUGGUUGUAAUCAACGGGAGUGCAAUAGCGAGGCUGGACUGAUCGGCAUUUGUUGCGGGGGUUGAUUCCAACUCGAUUGAAGCCUGUGCGAGGGAUAUAAUCUCAGAGGAUGCCCGGCGCCCUGAGAAAUGUACCGCAGCAUGCAGAAUACACAACACAACCCGAAA
Messenger RNA from Polychytrium aggregatum, 3140 nucleotides. RefSeq names its product armadillo-type protein. Gene Ontology annotation, molecular function: small GTPase binding. The record is from RefSeq and is a predicted model, not a curated record. NCBI's taxonomy places the organism in Eukaryota, Fungi, Chytridiomycota, Chytridiomycetes, Polychytriales. Bases 112 to 2925 code for a protein of 937 amino acids. The transcript has 9 exons. Gene Ontology annotation, biological process: protein import into nucleus. Gene Ontology annotation, cellular component: cytoplasm; nuclear membrane.